Neoarthrinium moseri is the source of this 453-nucleotide messenger RNA. RefSeq lists its product as uncharacterized. The record is from RefSeq and is a predicted model, not a curated record. NCBI's taxonomy places the organism in Eukaryota, Fungi, Ascomycota, Sordariomycetes, Amphisphaeriales, Apiosporaceae. Gene Ontology annotation, cellular component: ribosome; mitochondrial large ribosomal subunit. Gene Ontology annotation, molecular function: structural constituent of ribosome. The coding region runs from base 1 to 453 and encodes 150 amino acids. The transcript is spliced from 2 exons. Gene Ontology annotation, biological process: translation.
AUGUUCUCGAGGACCCUCCGGCCGCUGCGGGCAGCGAAUGCCCUGCGGACCGCAACACCGACCUAUCGCAUGAGCCCCGUGGCCCUGCGGACCCUGACCACCGAGGCCGCCUCUGCCUCUGCCUCAGAACCGUCAACCGCGCAACAGACCCCCAGCGCCAUCCCGCAGACGCCCGAAGCGCCGGCGAGGUCGCCCAGCCAAUUGCCCUACUUCGUCGGCCGCAACAGGUUGAACAACUUUGGAAUCUACGAGAAGAGACUGCGCGGUGGCACCAUGAAGAAGACGCUGCUGAAGAAGGGAGAGGGCAACCUGCAGGCCCUAAGACACGACGUCGCCGAGGCCCUGAGUCUGCCCGCCAAGGAGGUUCGGGUGAACAAUGUGACGGGCCACAUCGAGAUCAAGGGACACCGAAGGGAUGGCAUAGCCAUGUUCCUCAAGAACAUGGGCUUCUAA